UUUCCUUAUCAUUUUUCUUCUUCUAAAUAAACAUCUUGUGAAGAAAAGGAAGCCAACAAUGGUGAACAAAACCUCGAUCGUAUUCGAUCCUUAUACGGAGCGCAAAGCUUUCGACGAGACCAAAGAAGGAGUAAAAGGGAUGGUCGACGCUAACAUCACAGAAGUCCCUCGUAUCUUCCAUGCCCCUAAAGAUCUCUCAACCGAUAAGAAACCUUCUGUCUCUCUUUCAAAACUAAUGAUCCCUACCAUCGACUUUGCAAGCGUUCACGUGGACAAAGUCUCACGUGAAGCCGUCAUAGAGAAAGUCAAAUACGCGGUGGAGAAGUGGGGGUUCUUCCAGGUGAUCAACCAUGGUGUUCCUUUGAACGUUCUUGAAGAGAUUCAAGAUGGAGUUCGUAGGUUUCACGAGGAAGAUCCUGAGGUCAAGAAACGAUACUUUACCCGUGAUAACGCCAACAAAAAGUUUGUCUACAAUAGUAACUUCGAUCUAUACAGUUCCUCGCCAUCUGUUAACUGGAGAGAUACUUUCACUUGUUACGUAGCUCCAGAUCCUCCAACUCCUGAGGAUCUACCAGUGAUUUGCAGGGAUGCUGUGUUCGAAUACUCAAAACAUGUGAUGAGUUUAGGCGGUUUACUCUUUGAGCUUCUCUCAGAAGCACUGGGUUUGGAAUCUGAGAUCCUUAAGAGCAAGGGGUGCUUGAAGGGUUUGAGUAUGCUCUGCCAUUACUACCCACCUUGUCCACAACCUGACCUAACUUUGGGGGUAAGUAAACACUCAGACAACUCGUUCCUCACGGUUCUUCUUCAAGACAACAUCGGUGGUCUACAAAUUCUUCAUCAAGGCUCUUGGGUUGAUGUGGUUCCUCUUCCUGGAGCUCUCGUCAUCAACGUUGGAGAUUUCUUGCAGCAGAUAACGAACGACAAGUUUGUAAGUUUGGAGCAUAGGGUGCUUGCGAAUAGACAAGGACCAAGGAUUUCAAUUGCAUGCUUUUUUAGCUCAAGUAAACAUGCCAAUUCCACAGUUUAUGGACCAAUGAAAGAGCUUGUAUCUGAAGAAAACCCUCCAAAAUACAGAGACAUUACCAUAAAAGAAUACACGGAAGGAUACUUCAAGAAGGGUCUGGAUGGAACGUCACAUCUCUUGAAUUUCAGGAUUUGAAAACAAAACCACAGGAAAAGAAUUUUGUGGUGUUUCUUAGCAUCAAUCUGAUAGGUCUCAAAGACUUAAAGAACAAAAACACAAAAGCUUACUGCAAUUUUCUUUUCAUAUCCUUUCAUAAGACAAUAAUAGUCUCUUAAAUACAUAGAAAGUACGUACAAUAACUGUCCACUAAACAAAUGGUAAACGUGCAGAAAUGGGAGACAAUCCUAGAAUAUAGGAAACAAUUAUGAUCUUAUCACAAUCUCUCUGUUCUUGGAUCUGCAAUAACUUAAUCAGUAUAUGUAUGUGUUGCGCUUCUCUAUGUUCGGAUAUUUCUAUCUUAGUUAUAUGUAUCAGAUUAUAGUAGUGAAAUGCAUUGCACUUAAUUA
Raphanus sativus (radish) is the source of this 1530-nucleotide messenger RNA. Its product is annotated as 1-aminocyclopropane-1-carboxylate oxidase homolog 12-like. The record is from RefSeq and is a predicted model, not a curated record. The transcript has 3 exons. NCBI's taxonomy places the organism in Eukaryota, Viridiplantae, Streptophyta, Magnoliopsida, Brassicales, Brassicaceae. The coding region runs from base 59 to 1159 and encodes 366 amino acids.